Messenger RNA from Leptosia nina, 2478 nucleotides. The record is from the annotation of a GenBank genome assembly. Lineage: Eukaryota; Metazoa; Arthropoda; Insecta; Lepidoptera; Pieridae.
AUGUUUGGAUCGCGGUACAGCACAUCUAAGGGUAUGGAUAAACCUCGCACUGCGAUGGUGAUAGACGAUGAUGAUGACUUAUACUCCGGCUUCAAUGACGUGCCACCAGCAUUGGAUACAAGGAGUGUUCGUGAAGACACCGCUUUACAGCAAACUUUGAGGACAGCGGGCAUCGGAAGACAAGGUCCAAGUAGAAUGGGAACUGGGAUGUUUCGUUUGGGGACUACUAGUCUACGCGCCGGUUCCCGCGCAGGUACGGCUAGCACACGACCUGUCACUGCGCAUAGAGCAGCUGGUUAUACGUCGAACACAAGAGAUAUCAGUGCUAAAGAAGAGAAAAGAGAAGACACGAUUGAAGAUAAAAUAAAACAGAUGGAAGCCAAAAUAAUGGUGCUCGUUGAAGAAUCUUGCAUGCUUAGCGCUCGAUCUCCUUCCGAAGAUGAGUCAAGCUCUAACAAGAGGGAACAAGAACUUUCGCAGGCUUUAGGCAAAGCACAGGAGGCCUCAACGCUCGAGAGGCAACUAAUAAGAAUGCAGGAGCAAGCCAAUCUAGGAGACUCCCACAAUUUGGAUCUAACGUUUUGUGUCCUCUGCAAUUUGGCCGACCAGUACGCCCUCAACGAGAUGUAUACAGAAGCGUUAAACACUUAUCAAUUACUAACUAGAAAUAAGUUAUUCCCUCACGCGAAUAGAUUGAAGGUAAACAUGGGUAAUAUUCACUUCAAGAUGGGUGAACAUCCGAAAGCCCUUAAGCUGUAUAGAAUGGCGUUAGACCAGACGCCGACUGCUGAAAAGGACUUGAGAAUGAAGGUAAUGCAUAACAUCGGUUUAUUAUUAGUGCGCAUGGGCAAGUUUCGUGACGCGGUGACAAACUUUCAACACAUUAUGCACGAACAGGGUGAUUUUCAAACAGGCUUGCACCUCGUUCUAUGUUCAGUCGCAUUAGAAGACGCUGAAGGCGGAAAAGCAGCCUUCCACUCCAUGCUUGACGUGGAACUUCCCAACUACCACCACGAUAUUCCCAUCGAUGAUGAAAAUGAUCCAUACGAGUGUGUGGUGCGUGAUGUUGUACGCGGUGACCGUCUCUCCCGAUGGUCUCGUGCUGCAGCCACACACGCCGAUCGCUGUCUCGCUCUAGCAGCCGCUGCAUUGGCAAGACCCGCUGCUAGAAAUGUGCGAGACGAUGAUUUAGGUGGCGCAUCGUGGUGCGUUGAAGCCCUGCGCGGUUACUCUGGGGGUGGUGCAGGUGCACGUUUGGAACUCGGAAGCGCUUUAGCAUCAUUGCGCAGCGCCACUGCAGCUGGCGGAGGUGGAAUCGCAGCUGGCGUUAAGGCGCUUCAGCGGCUGAAAGCGGUCGCUCGUGCGCAUCCCAACGAUCGUGUACUGCGAGCUGAAGCGAACGCAGAUGCCGCUUUUGUCGCUUACGCGCUAGGCAAAUGGUCCGAGGCGCAGUCAUUAAGUGAAGCGGCGUGUAAGGACGACCCGUACUCGUGCCCCGCACGUGUCACAGCAGCGCUUGCGGAGUUGUCGUCGACCGGUGGCAGCGCCCACACUGACGCGAACGUUUUAAACCAAUUGUCAGCCGCUACGCAUCUAGAUCCCGCUGAUCUUAUAGCUAUGCAUGAUCUUGCGCUAGCCUUAGAGAUGCGUGGCGAAGACAGCGGCGCAGAAGCUCGUUGGCAGCGCAUGCGCAGUGCAACGGGUGCGGGGGCGACGUUGCGGGCGAUAGCGGCGGCGGGACUAGCUAGACUCACUCGUAAUGCGGACACCCAAGCUGCUUUAAGCGCAGCUGAUCAUUGGUACAGUAUGAUAGGCACGUGGGAUGCAGGCGUGUCAUGUGCGCUUGCGCAGUUGCAUACGGAAUUGGGAGACACUCAAACAGCCAAACAUCAUUAUCAAGAUGUUGAAGCUGUAUGGCCCUGUGAACUGUCAGCUCUACAGUGGCUGGCUGGAGAGUCUUCGCCUGAAGAAGCCUUGCAAUACUAUAGAAGAGCAGCGCGUUUACAGCCCAAUAAUCCACAAUGGGGCCUCCUGAUUGGUGGAUGUCUUCGAGCGAGUGGGCGAUAUCAAGAGGCGCUUUAUCUAUACAAGAAACUCAACGCUAGAUUUCCGGAUAACGUUCAGUGUUUAAAGCUAAUAGUGAAGCUGUGUGGAGACCAGGGUUUAUCUGAAACUAACUUGUGGAGUCGGGAACUACAACGUGCUCAAGCACGAGCUAAGCAGCAGGAACGAGCAAAUGUAACGUCCGCUAGCAGCAUAUCGUCCGGUCUGAGCCAGUCUCCGAUAUUGAGCACUACAAGAGGCGAUAGCGCUGCCACUGCAACCCGCAGAUCGAGCGAAACUCGGCCUAAUGCUGUGACUGGGAACAAAAAUGACAUGAAUGACUUUACGCCACCGCUGACUCGCACAUCUACAAGGCAAGAGUCAAGAAGGAAAAAGGAUAUCUUCGACGACGACUUGCCUCUACCUCCAGAAUAA